Messenger RNA from Hemisphaericaspora subhashii, 591 nucleotides. It is a transcript of the gene NUO2, whose product is annotated as Nuo2p. The record is from RefSeq and is a predicted model, not a curated record. The coding region runs from base 1 to 591 and encodes 196 amino acids. The transcript has a single exon. NCBI's taxonomy places the organism in Eukaryota, Fungi, Ascomycota, Pichiomycetes, Serinales, Debaryomycetaceae.
AUGUCAGGAGGUCCAGUUCCAGUUUGGAAGAAAUAUACAACCCAAUCUCGUGGUAUUUGGGAAAAAAUAAGACAAUUACUCGUCUUAGUCCCCAAUAGAUCCUCUGGUAAUCCUGUCGUUCAUUUAUUCAGAGCCACACCACCAGGAGCCAGAAUUGAUCAAGCUAAUACCUAUCAAGACCCCGUCACUAUCCCCGCUGGUGACAUUAAGGGAAAUCAAUAUUACAAGAGAGAUCAUAGAAGAAAUUAUCCCCAAGUUGUUGGAUUUAAUCAGACUAAAGUUUCCGGAUUGUUGAAAUUGGGUUCAUCUGCCCAACCAAGGAUUUCGAUUGGUGAUAAAGGAACUCAAGAAUUAUCGGCAUUUGUUGAUCCAGCUAAAGAAGUUAGUUUGACAAGUACAUUAACCAAUAUUCCAACUAGUGUGGUUAAGGGUCAAAUAUUGGGUAAAAAAGGUGAACCUAUUGUUGCACCUUCUUUGAAUAAAUUUAAAUGGGUGGUUUUGGAUGAGCCUGUUCAUGGGAUGUAUAAUGAUAAUUAUCCAUGUCGUAUUUUCACCGAUAAGAAAGUUGAACCUGCUGCUUCUGCUAAUUAA